This is a messenger RNA of Penicillium pulvis, 1524 nucleotides long. Its product is annotated as High-affinity glucose transporter. Gene Ontology annotation, cellular component: membrane. Gene Ontology annotation, molecular function: carbohydrate:proton symporter activity. The record is from RefSeq and is a predicted model, not a curated record. The coding region runs from base 1 to 1524 and encodes 507 amino acids. Gene Ontology annotation, biological process: carbohydrate transport; transmembrane transport. NCBI's taxonomy places the organism in Eukaryota, Fungi, Ascomycota, Eurotiomycetes, Eurotiales, Aspergillaceae. The transcript is spliced from 5 exons.
AUGUAUCGUGUUUCUAAUAUAUACGUGCUCGCCGCAUUCGGCACCCUCGGUGGAGGUCUUUUCGGCUUCGAUGUCAGCUCCAUGAGCGCCUGGAUAGGUGUAGAUGCCUACAAAGAAUACUUCGGAUACCCCGACUCAAACCUCCAAGGUGGAAUAACAGCCUCCAUGUCCGCCGGCUCAUUUGCCGGCUCUAUACUAGCAGGCUGGCUAUGUGAUUACCUCGGUCGACGCCGCUCUCUAAUGGUCGCAUCUUGGAUCUGGAUCGUCGGUGCAAUGGUGCAAUGCAGUGCACAAAAUGUUACGCACCUGGUCGCUGGACGUGUAGUCAGUGGUCUUGCUGUUGGUAUUACAUCUUCUCAAACACCGGUUUACAUGUCUGAGCUUGCACCUGCAAGAAUCAGAGGUCGGAUUGUCGGUGUGCAGCAAUGGUCUAUCGAGUGGGGCAUGUUAAUCAUGUAUCUCAUUGCUUACGGGUGUGCGGUUGGUGUUGAGGGACCAUCCGCGUUCCGUAUUUGCUGGGGUAUUCAGGCCGUCCCGGGUCUUGUGCUCUUUAUUGCGCUGCUAUUUUUCCCUGAGUCGCCGCGUUGGCUGGCUGGCAAGGAGCGCUGGGAGGAGACGUUGGAUACCUUGGCUUUGUUGCAUGGCAACGGUGACCGGACCGAUCCUGCUGUACAGCUCGAAUUUGAGGAAGUGCAGGAAGCUGCUCGGAUAGCGCACCAAGCGAAGGAUGUUUCUUUCCUUGCGUUGUUUGGACCGAAGAUCUGGAAGCGGACUCUAUGCGGUGUGAGUGUGCAAGUUUGGCAGCAGUUGCUCGGUGGUAACGUGGCGAUGUACUAUGUUGUCUACAUCUUUGAAAUGGCUGGAAUGACUGGUAACUCUUCGCUCUACUCGGCCGUCAUUCAAUAUGUCAUUUUCGUCUUCACCACGGGUGUCAUGCUCCCUGUCAUCGACCGCAUCGGACGAAGGCAACUACUACUAGUAGGGUCAGUGAGCGCCAUGGCAAUCCACAUCAUCAUCGCCUCCGUUAUGGCCACAAAGGGACACGCCGUGUCCAGCGUCAACGGCAACGCCAACUUGACAUGGGAAAUCAAGGGAGAUGCCGGCAAAGCCGUGAUCGCGUUCUCAUAUAUCUUCACAGCCGUCUACGGCUUCACCUGGGCACCCGCAGCUUGGAUCUACGCAUCCGAAGUGUUCCCCCUCAAAUACCGCGCAAAGGGAGUCGGCCUCUCGGCAUCAGGAAACUGGAUUUUCAACUUCGCCCUCGCCUACUUUGUCUCGCCAGCCUUCCACAACAUCCAAUGGCGGACAUAUAUUAUCUUCGCUGUUUUCUGUUUCGUCAUGACAUUCCAUGUCUUCUUCCUCUACCCUGAGACUGCGGGACGGACUCUUGAGGAAAUCGAUAUGGUGUUUGAUGCGGAUGUUAAACCGUGGCGGACGAACGUCAUUUCCAAUAGAUUUGAUGAGGAGAUUGGAAGAAAGGUUGAUGGGGUCAAGGAGGAUGUUGAUCAUAAGGAAGUUGUUUAG